Sus scrofa (pig) is the source of this 860-nucleotide messenger RNA. The record is from RefSeq and is a predicted model, not a curated record. Lineage: Eukaryota; Metazoa; Chordata; Mammalia; Artiodactyla; Suidae.
UCUGACUGCCUCCACACGUCACAAACAUGAUGCUGCCUUCCAUGAGCCUCCCUAGCCUGUCCUGGAUGCUGCUGUCCUGCCUGAUGCUCCUGUCUCAGGUCCAAGGUGAGAUGUCUCUGCCUCUAGCACUGGGUUCCCCAUGGAUGAUCAGAGCCAGGAAGAGAAGGAGGAAAUCUCCUGUGUGCCUCAGGAGUAAAGGUGAAGAUUCCCCAGCAGACACGCCCUCUGCACGGAUCAGCUGUCCCAAAGGCUCCAUGGCCUAUGCUUCCUACUGCUAUGCCUUGUUUAUAACACCCAAAACCUGGAUGGGUGCAGACAUGGCCUGCCAGAAGCGGCCCUCAGGACACCUCGCAUCUGUGCUCAGUGGGGCUGAGGCAUCCUUCGUGUCCUCCCUGAUCAAGAACAAUUUGAACGCCCUCUCAGACGUCUGGAUUGGGCUCCACGACCCCACCGAGGGCUUGGAACCAAAUGCUGGUGGAUGGGAGUGGAGUAGCUCUGAUGUGCUCAAUUACGUUGCCUGGGAGAGAAACCCCUCCACCAGCUCAUACCCUGGCUACUGUGGGAGCCUGUCAAGAAACACAGGAUAUCUGAAAUGGAGAGAUUAUAACUGUUAUGUGAACUUACCCUAUGUCUGCAAAUUCAAGGGCUAGAUGAGAUUGGAAGUCAGGGUCCUGAGUCUGGUGUGCAGCUCCUCAUAGCCAUGGAACCAAGACCCAUCUCGGAAGGGGAUUUUCAUCCCAUGUCCCCAACAUGACCACUUCCUUCAGACCUUCCCGCCUGUCAAUCAUAUUUCAGCUCUGUGUGCAUUUUCCAUGACCUGAGGUCUCAAAUAGAGUAAUAAAUAUCUUAUUCCAUAUUUA